Molecule: messenger RNA, 1683 nt
Organism: Musa acuminata subsp. malaccensis (wild Malaysian banana)
Lineage: Eukaryota; Viridiplantae; Streptophyta; Magnoliopsida; Zingiberales; Musaceae
Product: protein kinase PINOID 2-like
Biological process (GO): protein phosphorylation
Cellular component (GO): cytoplasm; plasma membrane; nucleus
Molecular function (GO): protein serine/threonine kinase activity; ATP binding
Source: RefSeq, a predicted model, not a curated record
UAACUGUUCUUAGUAUAAAUAUACUCGGUGAUAUUAUGUGUGUGUAAGGGGAGACCUUGAUGAGCUAGAAGCCCGCUUCCUGCACGCCAAAAGUCGAACGAGCCAGCCCAUGGCAGCCACCGCAGGCCGAGACGACUCCGACCACGACAGCAGCUGCUCUUCCCUUAGCACUGCCCUCGAAUCCCGCCGGAGCUGGAUUAGCGACAUCAGCUUCGGCACUUCCAGCUCCAUCUCCGCCCGCUCCUGCCGCGGCGGAGGCCAGCAGCAGCAGUUGAAGCCCCACAAGGCGAAUCAGGCCGAGUGGGAGGCCAUCCAGCGUCUCCGCGCCGCCUCCGGCAGCGUCCGCCUUGAGCACUUCCGCCUCGUGCGUCGCCUCGGGAGCGGCGACCUCGGCAACGUCUAUCUUUGCCGGCUCCGCGACCCCCGCUUCCCGGGCUGCCUCUACGCCAUGAAGGUGGUCGACCGGGAGGCGCUCGCUUUCCGCAAGAAGCUCCAGCGUGCGGAGACCGAGAAGGAGAUCCUCCGCACGCUUGACCACCCCUUCCUCCCCACCCUGUACGCCGACUUCGACGCCGCUCACUACUCAUGCCUCCUCAUGGAGUUCUGCCCCGGCGGCGACCUGCACGUCGUCCGCCAGCGCCAGCCCGGCCGCCGCUUCACAAUCUCCUCUGCCAAGUUUUACGCCGCCGAGAUCCUCUUGGCGUUGGAGUACCUCCACAUGAUGGGCGUGGUCUACAGAGACCUGAAGCCGGAGAACGUGCUCGUGAGGGACGACGGCCACAUAAUGAUCUCCGACUUUGACCUCUCCCUCAAGUGCGACGUCGUCCCCAAGCUCAUGACCCCAAGACUCAGCGGCAAGCCCGUGGCGAGGAACGCGAAGGGCUCCGGCUCGUCCUGCGUGCCGCCCAUGCAGCCGGUGCUGGCCUGCUUCUACGGCCGUGGCGCCAACAAGCACGACAGGAAGCCGAAGACGCCCGAGGAGGAUGACUUGGAUGAUCAGGAAGAGCUCGACCCGGAGCUCGUCGCCGAGCCCAUCACCGCGCGGUCGAAGUCGUUCGUCGGGACGCACGAGUACCUCGCGCCCGAGGUGAUCUCCGGCGCCGGCCACGGAAGCGCCGUCGACUGGUGGGCGCUCGGGGUGUUCCUCUACGAGAUGAUCCACGGCAGGACGCCGUUCAAAGGCGAGGACAACGAGAGGACCCUCGUCAACAUCAUCAAGGCGCCGCUUUCGUUUCCCGUGGCGGCAGCAACAGGCAAGGAGCUCGAUGAGUUGCUCAGAGCGCAAGAUCUCAUCAGCAAGCUCCUGGUGAAGAACCCCAAGAAGAGGAUCGGGAGCGUGAAGGGAUCUGCCCAGAUCAAAAGGCAUGUGUUCUUCAAGGGUGUGAAUUGGGCUCUCAUCAGGUCAGUGAGGCCACCUGAGGUCCCCGGAGACUCAAGGAGAGCUCGGAGUCGGAGCAAAGGUCCGGUAGCAGCUCAAAUGCUAAGCAAGAAGGUCAGGGAUGAGCCAUACCACAUCCCUCAGCAUAUUGACUACUUUUGAGUGUUCCCUUCAUGUACAUAUUAGAACUGAUAGCUCCUGAAUCAAGCUACAAGAAAGACUCAGUGUGAAGAUCGUGGCCAUGACUUCCUUGUAUUCCACAGCAAUCAGGGGAGCUGAAGAACCUUGUUAUUGUUCUGGUCUCA